Rattus rattus (black rat) is the source of this 1577-nucleotide messenger RNA. It is a transcript of the gene Spatc1, whose product is annotated as spermatogenesis and centriole associated 1. The record is from RefSeq and is a predicted model, not a curated record. The transcript is spliced from 5 exons. Bases 79 to 1497 code for a protein of 472 amino acids. Lineage: Eukaryota; Metazoa; Chordata; Mammalia; Rodentia; Muridae.
GGGCAAGGCCCCGGGCCCUGGGCAGCCUCCGGGUGCAGUGCCCUCCCUUGGGCUGCACCCUUUCCUCUUCCCUGGGGCAUGUCUCUACUUACAAAUUAUGAGGGGCUUCGGCAUCAGAUUGAGAGGCUGGUGCGGGAAAAUGAAGAACUGAAGAAGCUGGUUCGCCUCAUCCGGGAGAAUCACGAGCUCAAGUCUGCGAUCAAGACUCAGGCAGGUGGCCUCGGCAUCGGCGGGCUUUGUGAGGCAGCGGCAGGCCCUUCCCAACAGGGUGCUUUCCUGUCUCCGUCUCCUGCAGCAGCAAAGGACCCCAGGGCAGAAGACAUGGGGAUGGUGACACUGGCACCUCUGGCUGACAUGUUGAAUACCCCACAGCUCAAUCCUGCAGCAGGCUCCCUUGUGAACCCCUUAGCUGCUCCUCUCAACCCACUGCUAUCUGGCCAAUUGCCCUUGUCGCAAAACAACCAGUUUGCCAAUUUUGUGCCAUGCCCCAUUAGCAACCAACUGACCAGUCCCAUUGCGUUUCCCUCGGGGGUCACCUUGGCCAGCUCUCUGGGUUUAUCCUCGACUGGACCCCUGAAUAGUCAAAUGACCAGCCCCAUGGCUGUUCCCCCGGGGACCACUCUGGCCAGCUCACUGGGUUUGAACUCAACUGGUUCCCUGACAGCCAACAGCCGGUUGGUAGGCCCUCCGGCUGUAUCUCAGAGCGGCCCCAUCACGGCUCCCCUGGCAGGCACAAUGGCAGUCUCUCUGAGUAGCCCCCUGGUCUCCUCCACUGCCCCUCUAGGUGUUUCUCAGAACAUACUGCCCAAUCCCAUAAACAACGUAGGGCUGUCAGAGGCGCCAAGGGUGCGGCUGACAGAGCCAACCCGAGGAAACCUCUCUGGAACCUCAGCAGGACCAGCUCCCGCCUCCAAAGCCAAUGAUGCCCGGGCUUCACGCGUGGCAGAACAGUCUCGGAAGAAUGCCCCAGAGACGGAGCGGAAGGCGACCUCCCGAAAGUCUAACAAGUUACCUGACAGCUGCCGAGACUCAAAACAACUAGCCCGCGAGAGGCUAGUAGGGGAGAUCGCCUUCCAGCUAGACCGAAGAAUCCUGUCCAGCAUCUUCCCAGAGCGUGUGCGUCUCUAUGGCUUCACUGUCUCCAACAUUCCAGAGAAGAUCAUCCAGGCCUCCCUAAACCCCAGUAGCCACAAGUUGGAUGAGGACCUAUGCCAGACACUCACACAGCGUUGUGUGAGCAUCAUGAACAGGCUGCAGAGCCUAGGCUACAACGGACGGGUGCAUCCAGCACUGACAGAGCAGCUGGUGAACGCAUACGGCAUCUUGCGUGAGAGGCCUGAGCUGGCAGCAUCUGAAGGUGGUACCUACAGUGUGGACUUCUUGCAGCGUGUGCUGGUGGAGACUGUGCACCCCAGCAUGCUCACCGACGCCCUCCUGCUGCUCUCCUGCCUCAACCAGCUGUCCCAUGAUGAUGGCAAGCCUAUGUUCAUCUGGUAACACCGGUGCCCGGCUGGCCCAGGCUCACUUCGCCCUGCAGGCCAUUAUGCGUGGCCAUUAAAGUUUCCCACAGACACUGA